CCAGACUACAAUCCAUCACCAUGGAAUCCCCCGACCUUAUUGGGCUCAUCGUCGGCGCCUGUAUCCUCGCUGGCCUCAUCGUGGCCUUUACUAGAUCGCGCUUCAACAUAUGGGCGCGCCGCCAGCCCCGUGAUGGGCAGCGUUUCCACGACGACGAGCCUCUCGAGGAGGCAGAAGAGAUAGCCCUUCGGCAUCUCGAGACCCCAUGAAGUGAGCUAUUCCUGCUGUAAACCCUCGAGCUCUCGCGGCAGAGACGGUAGAGCUGACGCCUCGCC
This is a messenger RNA of Westerdykella ornata, 275 nucleotides long. RefSeq lists its product as uncharacterized. The record is from RefSeq and is a predicted model, not a curated record. The transcript has a single exon. Lineage: Eukaryota; Fungi; Ascomycota; Dothideomycetes; Pleosporales; Sporormiaceae. Bases 21 to 209 code for a protein of 62 amino acids.